CGCUGACAGACUGGGAUGAAUGCAGUCCGUGAUUGUGAUGUCACGUAUGACAUAAAGUACAUUGUGGUGAACUGGAGAACAGAGUUGCCCACAAACGUCUGGAAAAUGUCAGCCAAGUUGAGUCAGACAAAAUUCACAAAAGAACAUGACUCUCUGUGGAAGGAUCUGCUCCGUUUUCAAGAGAGCAAGUCCACGGAAGAAUAGAGUGCGGGCUCAUCCAGUGAGAGAAGAGGAGCACAGUCGGAGCAGAAACACAGCACCUGCUGCUCUUCCCCGGCAAAAGGAGAGGGCAGAGCCACACAAGGAAGAGCUAGACGAGAAUGAAUCACAGAUCUGCUUCUGCAACCUGAGGAAUCUCCGGGAAGGAACUGGUCCCUUCCUGGUGCAGGCCUCCAUCGACAACCUGUGUGCCCUGGCAGAGACCAAGCUGGCUGGGGUCCUGCGGGCCAUCUGCAAGUAUCGCCAGAGCAUCCACAAGAUCUCUCCAAAGCAUCGAUUGCGUAUUAAUGAAAUCCUGCAGGCUGUGAUCAGGUCGGCACAUAGCGUAGACUACAAACUGGCUAAAGUCAUCAUCAAACUAGCUGCUGAAGAUAUGCUGAGGACCACAGAUCUUCGGGACCUGUACCAGGAUGCAGCUGGUGACAUCCUGGUGGCCCUCUGGAACCACUUCCCAGUAGAAGUGCUGAGCAAGCUCCUGGACGGCUUCCAAGGGCGGCUGCUCCCAUACCGUAGCAUCCUCUGUGUUCUGGGGAAACUGGCAAACAAAGCCUUUACAGAGAGUGACGCCUACAAGACUGAUGUGUGGGAGCGAAAGCUGGUGGAGUUUGUGGAGCGGCUCCUGAUUGACGUCACAGAUAAGGCCUGCUGUGCAGAGCUCAGCCGUGAGUUGAUGAGAAUGCAGCAGACCCAGAAUGACCAAAGCCCGGAGAAGGUCUUUCUCUAUCAGUAUUAUGGGGCCAUCCUGCGUGUCUCAGAUGACUCUCAGUUAGUCCAGGAGCAGCUCAGCCAUCUCCUGGCCUUGCACCACAGAGGACCUUGGGAAGCCACGGGCAUUGCUUCUGCAGUUGGCUUGGCUGCGUCUCGCCACCUUGAUGAGGUUUUCAAAGCCUUGGAGAACUUCAGCAAGGCUUAUUCCACCCAUGAAACAUCUACAGAAAGCAGCAGCCAGGAUCCUGGCAACACUGACUGUCUCCCCCACCCCCAGGACUUCAAGUGGAACACCCUUCUGCUCUGCUAUGGGCAGGUGGCCCUGGGGAUCAAAGAUGAAGUUCUCCCGAGAGUGGACCUGAUUCUGUCCAAAUUGAUUGAGUAUUGCACCACCAGCCCAAUGACCAUAAGCCUGAAGAAAACCUUUUUGAUUGCGGUGCUGAUGUUCCUUGAGGCCGUUUCUGCAACAGGAAAAGCACACAGCCUUCGAGUGUACAUGAAAUCCCCCCUUGUGGAAUGCCUGAUAGUGCUGAUUGAGAGAGAGCCCAUCCAUGCCCUGACGGACACCGUGCGCCAAGACGCCAUGUACAUCGUGACACAACUCAGCAAACUGAAGCCUCCCCUUGAGGCAGAGAAGAAGACCAGCCUCCUCUGUGCUUCCUUCCAAAGCAUGUUUUGCUUGGCCCCCUUGGAGCUCCUGGAAGGGCAAAUUGCGGCAGAUGAGCAGGCAGCCAGCGUCAAAGGGCUCUACUUCCAGACCAUCAGCAGCUUUGAAGAGAUGUUGCAGGCCCUGCUGCUGGAAAACCGAAGCCCAAGUGAGCUGGAGCACAUGAUGGAGCUCAUGGAGCCCUGGAUGAAGGCAAAAGUCAACCAUGUGCGAGAGAAUGCUGUGGAGACAGCCAUGAAGCUCUUGAAAUUCGUCGCUACAAAUUUCCACUCCGACUUCUCAGGGGAAUUCUGCAAGUUGGCUCAUCUGACAGCUGUCCUGAUUACUCUGUGCAAUGAUCCGGUGCAGCGUAUCAGUUCCUUUGCGGUGCAAGGAGUCAGUUGCCUCUAUGAGGUCCUGCUGCAUCGGCAAGCGCUGAAGAAGAGCAAGCAGAAGAGGAUGAGGUGGUCAGUGAGGAGGUACUCGAGGUCCCAGGAAGAGGAUGGCUUUUCUUUUCUGAUUCCAGAGAGCAGCUGGCACAUGGCCAUGCACUGUGAGGACCCCCUGUUCCCGUCUCAGCUGACAAACUUCCUGCUCUCCGUUCUGGAUAAUCUGAGAGGCUCCAACCCUGAGCUGCUGAAGGCUGCAGAGGAAGUGCUCAAUGCCGUUCUGAAGAACCACGCAAUGAAGGUGGAAAGGGUGAAAGACAUUGUUGGUGCCAUCUACCUGUGUCUGCAGCAGCGCCAGCACUCCUGCUGGACCCGGAAGGUGGUGCUGAGGGCCUUGGCCUUCAUGGUCCCUUACCACAUGGAGGAGGUGAUGCGGAGCUGCCUGUCCUUCUCAAUACCUGUCAACAGGCACGCCAACGAGCUCUGGACAGUGAUGGCUUCUGGCCCCCAGGUGGCCAUCCAAGUCCUGCAGCUCCUGCUGAAGCACCUUCAGGUCAAGGAUCCCCUGGAGAGCAACGAAGAAAGUGCCACCAUGUCUCUGGCUGCCAUGAACGUCAUCUACGAGACCUUCCACAUCCCAGGAUACCGCAAGGCCUUGGCAGAGAUGCACCUGCAGUUGUUCAUCCCGUUGCUCAAGCAGGUCCUGUAUGUGAUGCAGCUGGACUUGCCCGACUCUUUGAAAGUCAGGCAGGAAAUCCUCCUCAGAGAAAACACCAGCACCCUCAGCUUCCAGAGAACUUCGGUAGAGAUCAUGAAGAACCUCUUCUCUGUGGCUGGAGACUGGGCCGUCUAUGCCUGCAUUGAGUUCCAGCAGGGAUGGAUGGUGCUGAGCACCCCGGAUCGCUUCUUGCAAGGCACUCGCCUAAUGGCCAGGGCCAUGACCGAGUGCGACAGCCCCCAGAUCCCCGGCAUCUUUGGGGAAGCAGCGCUCAUCCUCAACAGCGAGGAGGACGAGAUGAAAAAGAUGACUGCGCUGGCUCUCGUCAUCGAGUUCCUCAAAAGCCCAUCCGCUGUCAAGAUGAUGAACCGGUUCAGCCUCCGAGACCACCUGGAGGAAGGAUCAGCAGCCGCCAACCCCAUCAUCAAGGAGCUGUGCCUGAAGGGGCUUGGCAGCUUUGUCUUCCAGCCGGCAAAGGUCAAGGUUCUCCGUGAGGAGCUGCCCACCCUGAUUGGCUCCGUCUUCAGUGGCCGCGAACAAGACAUCCUGCAGGGCCUGCAGGACAUCAUGACUGCCAUCUACGAGAUGGACGGCCAGGGGAUCGGGCCCCUCUGCAUGGACCUGGCCCUUAAUGUGCGCUCCUUUUUCGAAGAUGAGCGAGGCCCCGUCCGUGCAGCAUCCAUCUCCCUGUUUGGGCAGCUGGUGAUGAAGGCCAAAGAAGCAGACAAGCCUCUCCUGAGGAAGGAAGUCCUUUACAGCCUCCUUUCUCUGCUGCUACACCUGAAGGACCGAGACGGCACAGUAGCCAUGAGCUGCAAAUUGACCCUCCUGCACUGCGGGGUCUUCCUCGGGUGGGCCCACCUGAAGCUGAUGUUCCGGAGCCUGGCCUGGGAUGACUCCCGGAACUGCGUGGUGAAUGUGUGGAAAUACCUGAUGAGGAACCACCACGAUGACAUCCACGUUUUUAUAUCCCAGGCCUUGGGAUACCUCCAUCACCCCCAGGUAGAAAUAAGUCAUGCAGCCGCCCGAUUCACAGGUCACACUCUCAACUACUACAGCUCUGAGCUGUCAAAAAACCUUGAGCAGGAGGACAUUGUCUACCUGAACAAAGUCUUCCAGGAGUCUGAGUCCAGCCCAGAUCCCAUCAUGGUGCACUUUGCAAGAACGUACCGGGUGGUUUUGCAGAAGCUGUCAGUGAAGCGGAGGCUGUCAGGUGCUGGAGAGAAGAGCACUCCAGAGACCAAGGGCAGCUCUGCAGGGAAACUGCUCAGCGAGUGUGACAGCAGAGCGCCCAGCCCAAUGUUGCUGCCACCAGAAUCGCCAACGCCACGCCCCCCUCUGCUGGAAGGGACGGCAUUUCUGGGCUUGGAAAGUCCCAGGAGAGCCAAGCGCAGCAUCACUCAGCGAGGGAAGCAGCCCACCGAGUCCAGCCGAGGAGACCGAAGGCAUUCAGCUGAGGCCCCGGCUGGGAUCUCCACUCCUUCCAGAAGGACCGCCAGUGGUGGGAGGAAGCAGAGCCCUCAGCAUGCAGGUGCCCACCUGAGCCAGGUGGACGGUCGACCAUAAAGGCUGCUUGCAAAUGGUGUGCUUGGAGGCACCUGCUGCAGAGGGGGGGCCCCCACCUUGUGCUCCAAGGACCCCCCCAAUGGCCCUGGCUGCUGCUGUCCGCAGGUGACAGCAGGGCUGCUCCAUGAUGCGCCGGAGUCAAGCCCAGGCUCCUGCCACUGCCCUUGGUCUACUGUGACUUCAUGGACCCUCUUGGACUGUAGGCGCCCACCCUCACGUACCAGCUGGGUGACCGGCCGGGCCAGGCUCUGAAAGGAGCCCCUUCCCUUACGCCAGUCAGAGAAGGCUCAAAGGGCACAGAAGUGGGACUUCUUACCAUGGACCUACAUCUUCCAUACUUGGGAAACGCCUUUGGAGCAGAAGAGGGCUUUGCCAGUUCUGCACUGAGCCCUCAUGGAUCAAGCUGCUGUGGCAGAGCUGCUGCCUCCUACUCCUCUGGAACGCAGGUCUCCUUCCCAGUGGCACCAGCAACCUCCCGCACAAAAGCACCACCACAGAGGGCUGCUGCAUUCACAGCUUGGGGGGGGGAGCCUCCUGGGUGCAGUGGGCAGGAUGCGGGCAUCCCUCUCCCUGCACUGCUUCCCAGAGACCCUCCCCGAAUAGCAAAAGGAACGAGCCUCUGAAAACAAAUCUGGCAGGGAAUUCUUAAGAGACGAUUCCACAUGGACAUCGCAGGCCUGAAGGAUUGUGGGCAAGGACUGAGGAGGGCAGGCCCAGCCAAAGCACUGGCCUAGACUUCAGCAGUAGUCCAGAAGUGGGCAGCCUUUGGCACCAGGAAGGCCGCCAGGCCCAGCUGCAGCGCCGGAUCUAAGAGCAGCAGGAGAGGGAAGAGGCUUUGGGGGACCCAGCUGCUGUGUAGAACUCACAGUGCCAUUGCCAGCCCCCACCCACAAGAGUGGCCUGCCCUGAAGCUUCCCCCCCCCCAAUACUGGAUGGCGUGUGACUGGCACACAGGACAAUGAACGGUUUGGUGGCCUGGCAGGACCUGAGUUUGAAGUUGCUCUGUGAGUUGGGUUGAGGGUUCCCUGGGACUGCGAGGCAAGAUCCAAAUGUUAAAAAUAAAUCAAUAUGCACGAA
This is a messenger RNA of Podarcis raffonei (Aeolian wall lizard), 5323 nucleotides long. RefSeq names its product maestro heat-like repeat family member 5. The transcript is spliced from 34 exons. Lineage: Eukaryota; Metazoa; Chordata; Lepidosauria; Squamata; Lacertidae. Gene Ontology annotation, cellular component: cytoplasm. The record is from RefSeq and is a predicted model, not a curated record. Bases 146 to 4246 code for a protein of 1366 amino acids.